Penicillium verhagenii is the source of this 2310-nucleotide messenger RNA. RefSeq names its product putative lipase. The transcript is spliced from 3 exons. Gene Ontology annotation, cellular component: cytosol. Gene Ontology annotation, biological process: triglyceride catabolic process. The coding region runs from base 1 to 2310 and encodes 769 amino acids. Lineage: Eukaryota; Fungi; Ascomycota; Eurotiomycetes; Eurotiales; Aspergillaceae. The record is from RefSeq and is a predicted model, not a curated record. Gene Ontology annotation, molecular function: sterol ester esterase activity; triacylglycerol lipase activity.
AUGAUAGACCACGUCUUGGGAAGGCCCUCGACCAGAUUUCGCAAAUUCCAGGUUUUUGCGGUUGUUUCGUUCUGGUCUCUCUACUUGCUGCGAGGAAACAAGCAUGGACCACCGCUUCUUCGCACAAUCUCCGCCCGCUUCGCGAAUAAAUUGACAACUUGGCAGACAACAACCAUAAUCUUUCUAUGUCUGUAUGUCAGUCGCAACUUCGCCAAGAUCGUCGGACUCGAGUGCCCAGAACCACUAGCCAACCUUUACUCUCGAUCCUUUUUUCGAGCAACAUGGAUCACAACUGGUCUUGAUGCUGGCUUUUGGACAGCAAUGUCCAUCAAGCCAAAGUGGCUGCGAGAUAUCGCCUCAUUGGUGUUUACUGUCUACUACUUGAUUGCAGCGGAACAUGCGGACGAAAAGGUGCGCCGGGUUCGGGCAACCCUUACCCUGGAACAUAUGCGUGUCUCAUGGAAUAAAGCCACCAGUCCUUACCUGUGGGCUAUGGCGAGUUUGAUCCGCCCACGAAUGACUAGGUACUCUCCACGGGCUAUCCGCAUUCCCCGGCCGAAGCAAUCUGUGCAUAGCGACCCCGUUAGCGCAUGGCUAUAUUUUGAUGGACCUUUGAGCGCCCUGAAAGACCAGUCAUGCAUUGUUCUAGAUGUACCUGGUGGUGGCUUUGUUGCCAUGGGACCCCGAAACUCCGAAGACAAACUUUUAUCAUGGGCGGGACAGUUGAAAGUGCCAGUUCUCAGCAUCGAUUACAAAAAAGCACCUGAAUAUGCCUACCCAUAUGCCCUGCAUGAAUGUUACGAUGUCUAUCAUACUAUCGUAUCUACGAAUGGACGUUGCGUCGGACUGAGUGGAGUGACCCGCCCACGAAUCGUUGUGACAGGUGAAAGCGCAGGCGGAAACCUGGCGGUUAGUAUGACUUUGAUGAUUCUCCAGUCCUCGGCAGCUCAAGGCUGGCGUAGUGAAGAUGUUCUCUCUAGACCAGAUGGGCUAGUAUUGGCUUAUCCGGCACUAAAUGUGAAGGUGGAAAGCUGGAUGACGGACGAACAGAUGGCUUUGAUUCAGGAUAAGAGUUCUCGUCAAAAGAACCCAAGUGUGCUACAGCAAAAGCAAGAUCAUUACCGAAAGCUCACUCCAUUCACCUCGCCAGGUCAUUCCGUUGAAGACUUGACCGCCAUAUCUCCCCCUAAGCAGGUGGAUGGUCAAGAGGAACCCAACAUAGCAUCCGAAGCAGCCAAGGCCCUUCGCGAAAAAUUAAAAAAAAGCGAGGACCUCAACGGUGAAUCCAAAUUACCGACAGACGGGGGGAUCCAACCGCUCAAGACUCGACUGGCAGUGUCAUCAAUGAUCUCCUACGUGCAUGAUCGAAUUCUCACCCCGGAAAUGAUGCGUGCGAUGAUUAUUUUGUACAUUGGGCCGCAUCAGCGACCAGACUUUAACACUGAUUUCCUUCUUUCUCCAGUCCUUGCCCCAGACGCAUUACUUGCCCGAUUCCCUAAGACCUAUAUCUUUACUGGUGAGCGUGAUCCCCUAGUGGAUGACACUGUCAUUUUUGCCGGUAGACUGCGCCAGGCAAAACUGCAGUACUUCCAAGAGCGCCAAGAUCUUGGGCUUGAAAAAUCUCGUCGCCAAUUUCGCGAAAAGGAUCAUGUGGAGGUAUCCUUGAUCCCUGGAGUCUCGCAUGGUUUUAUUCAAAUGGCGGGAUUUUUCCCAGAUGCGUGGAAAUACAUCAAGCGCAGUGCAUCAUGGAUUGAGACUCUGUUUGAGACAGCCGAGCUACAUGAAUCCGAGUACAGUCUUCUUCAGAUGUCCGGUAGCUCCAGAAUGAACGCAUCCACCAGAUGGAAAGGCUCAAACAAGCCCACUGAACACGCGAAAGCUUACCACAAAUACCAUCAUCGUCAUCUGACAGGGGAGUCUUCCGCAGAUGAGGACAGACCACUUGAGAUAGGCAUGACCAAGAUGUCUUCCUUACCACUAUCCACGCCAGAUCUGGCAGUCCUUCCGAAAAAUCCCCGGUUUUCAAAACGUCGACUGGCUGGGUUCACGAGCUUGGAGAAUGAGCCGGCGCCUGAGGCAGAAAGCGGUUUUCUGGCGAGACUCAAGCACCUGGAUAGGAAGUACAAUUAUCAUGAUGAUAUCGACCCAGAAGACAUAAACAGCGCCCCCGAAAGCCCUUCCGCUUUCCGUUCCCGGCAUAGAAGUAUCUCAUCGCUCGGCAGCGAGGAGGACAUACUGGACCGCCGCAUGAACGGUAUAGCUGGCGGACUGAUGGGAUUAGGAGAGGGGGCACAGACACCGGGGCCAUGA